Molecule: messenger RNA, 1512 nt
Organism: Epithele typhae
Lineage: Eukaryota; Fungi; Basidiomycota; Agaricomycetes; Polyporales; Epitheliaceae
Product: glycoside hydrolase
Exons: 5
Coding region: 1-1512 (503 amino acids)
Biological process (GO): carbohydrate metabolic process
Cellular component (GO): extracellular region
Molecular function (GO): cellulose binding; hydrolase activity, hydrolyzing O-glycosyl compounds
Source: RefSeq, a predicted model, not a curated record
AUGUUCCGCGCCGCCGCCCUCUCCGCCUUCAUCUACCUCGCCACCGUCGCUGCCCAGCAGGCCGGCACCUCCACCACUGAGACCCACCCUCCCCUCCAGUGGUCCCAGUGCACGUCUUCGGGCUGCACCACCGUCCAGGGUUCCGUUGUCCUCGACGCCAACUGGCGCUGGGUCCACAACGUCGGCGGCUACACCAACUGCUACACCGGCAACACGUGGGACGCCACCUACUGCCCUGAUGGCGCCACUUGCGCUAAGAACUGUGCUCUCGACGGUGCUGACUACUCUGGCACCUACGGUGUCACCACCUCCGGCAACGCGCUCAAGCUCAACUUCGUCACCGGCAGCAACGUCGGCUCCCGUCUCUACCUCCUGAAGGACGCGUCCACCUACCAGACCUUCAACCUCCUCAACCAGGAGUUCACUUUCGACGUCGACCUUUCGACCCUCCCCUGCGGUCUCAACGGCGCUCUCUACUUCUCCGCUAUGGACGCCACGGGUAACAUGGGUGUCGGCAACAACGCUGCGGGUGCCAAGUACGGUACCGGUUACUGUGACUCCCAGUGCCCCAAAGACAUCAAGUUCAUCAACGGUGUUGCCAACAGCCAGGGCUGGAACGGUACCUCCGCCAACUCUGGCACUGGCACCACUGGUGCCUGCUGCUCGGAGAUGGACAUCUGGGAGGCCAACAAGAUGUCUGCGGCCUACACUCCCCACCCGUGCACUGGCACUAGUCUCACCGCGUGCACCGGAAGCCAGUGCACUUCGACCUGCGACCAGGCUGGAUGCGACUUCAACUCCUACCGCAUGGGUGCCAAGAGCUUCUACGGCCCCGGCAUGACCGUCGACACUACCAAGAAGAUUACCGUUGUCACUCAGUUCAUCACCACCGACGGUACCGCCAACGGCGACCUCUCUGAGAUCCGCCGCUUCUACGUCCAGAACGGCGUUGUCAUCCCCAACUCGCAGUCGACCGUCUCUGGCGUCUCCGGCAACUCGCUCACCACCGACUUCUGCUCGGCACAGAAGACCGCGUUCGGCGACACCAACACCUUCCAGCAGCUCGGUGGCCUCAAGCAGAUGGGCGCCGCCUUCAAGAAGGGCAUGGUCCUCGUUCUCUCCAUCUGGGACGACUACGCGGUGAACAUGCUCUGGCUCGACUCCGACUACCCCACCAACAAGGACGCAUCCUCGCCCGGUGUCGCCCGCGGUACCUGCGCGACCACCUCUGGUGCCCCCGCCGACGUCGAGGCCAACGGCGCCUCAGUCUCGGUCACCUACUCGAACAUCAAGGUCGGCACCCUCAACUCGACCUUCACCGGCUCCGGCUCGACGUCGUCAUCCUCGACGGUGUCCACGUCGUCGACUUCGACAUCGUCCACCACGUCCCCCACCGGCGGCACCGUGGCGAAGUACGGCCAAUGCGGCGGCACGGGCUACACCGGGCCGACCGCGUGCGUGUCGGGCUCGACCUGCACCGUCCUCAACCCCUACUUCUACCAGUGCCUCUAA